Messenger RNA from Myxocyprinus asiaticus (Chinese sucker), 697 nucleotides. RefSeq lists its product as uncharacterized. The transcript has 4 exons. The record is from RefSeq and is a predicted model, not a curated record. Bases 1 to 651 code for a protein of 216 amino acids. Lineage: Eukaryota; Metazoa; Chordata; Actinopteri; Cypriniformes; Catostomidae.
AUGGUGCAGCAGUGUCGUUGCGCAGGACUGAAGGACACCAUCACGCUCUCAGCAGCUAAAGACACUGUACCCAUCCAGCCUUUGAACCAAGGUGUCCUGUUCAAGAAUGACACAGCAGGUACAGCCGGAGUAGAUAUCUCUUGUCAGGUGUCUCCUCCCCAGCAGUCCCUGUCUGAUAGAGCUCUGUUAACUGUGACGGGCCGCCGGCUGUCCCGGGUUAGCAUUGGGGCGGAGAGUUAUCCAGAGACUGUGGAGGCUCUGAUGGAGUUGGGCAGGCUCAGAGACAGGCAUGAGAGUCUGGAGACCCAUGUGAGGCAGCUGGAAGCAAACAAGGCUGGUCAGAUCCAGCUUCAACAUCUCAGUGAUCUCCUUUCUGAUAUGGGUGAGAGGCAGAUUCCUGACCAAAUACCAGAGCAGCUCAAUUAUCUGAAGACCCUAGUGGAUAGUCUUAUAGCUGAUAAAAAGAAGAACACUGAGCUGGUGAGUGAUGUGCAGGGAGCCAUACUGCAGCUACAGGCUGAGUGUGAGAAACUCCACAGUACAACCAGUCACUUGAUAGAAGAACAUAACAAGAAACAGAUCCACACUGAUGUGAGUAAACAUACAGACAGUAAAGACCGAAUCAUAAUCAAACUCUGUGCAAGUACAUAGAGUAAACUAGCAAGUUAAUAUUUUUGCUCCAAAAUGUGUACAACCG